CCCUCCCCACCUGGGAGCCCCGGGCCCGGCUGGGCUAGGCUGGGGAGGGGAGAAGUCGCCACCGAGCUCAGAGGGCCCCGGAGCGGAAGGACCGGCUUGGACCCAGGAGGGGCUCGCCAUGGGAAACCACUCAGGGAAGCGGGAGCUGCUCCCUGGAGAACCUGCUAAGGAAGCCGAGACCCAUGAGGGAGAGGCAGCCAGCCCACAGCAGCCCUGCCACAACAGCCUGAGUCCCGAUUCUCCAGAGGACAAUGAUGUGUUUGGAGAGGCAGAUGUGAACCAGAACAAUGAGCUGGGCCGGCCCCCCCGCAAGGGCCCAGCGGUGACUGCCUCCACGGGGGCCGCCGAGCCCCGGGGCGGCUGGCCCAAGGCCAGCCCAGCUGACCCGGGGGGCCGCCCCCACUUGGUCCGCCUCUUUUCCCGAGACGCCCCGGGCCGGGAGGACAACACCUUCAAAGAGCGGCCCUCGGAGUCGGACGAGCUGCAGCCCAUCCGGGAAGACGGCGGAGCGACAGCCCCAGCCGACGACGCAGAGAUGAUGGCGUCCCAGAAGCGAUCUUCGCAGCGGCACGGCUCCAAGUACCUGGCCACGGCCAGCGGCCUGGACCACGGUCGCCACGGCUACCGCCCACGGCACCGGGACACAGGCUUCCUCGACUCGCUGGGCCGCUUCUUUGGCGGGGACAGGUCCGUGCCCCGGAGAGGCGCGGGCAAGGAGAUGCAUGGAUCCCGAACCGGGCACUACGGCUCCUUGCCCCACAAGUCUCAGCAUGGCCGACCCUGUGACGACAACCCAGUGGUCCAUUUCUUCAAGAACAUCGUGUCACCCCGGACACCACCCCCAGCCCAAGCCAAGGGGAGAGGAUUGGGCCUCACCAGAUUUAGCUGGGGCGCCGAAGGGCCGAAGUCCGGCUACGGCUACGGCUACGGUGGCAGGACCUCGGACUACAAAGCCGCCCACAAGGGCUACAAGGGAGGCUACCAGACCGGCCAGGGCACACUUUCCAGAAUCUUCAAGCUGGGUGGAAGAGACAGUCGGUCCGGAUCCCCCAUGGCCAGACGCUGAUGCUCCCAGAGGUCUCCACAGUGUAUUCAGCUUCCUAACCCUACGCCUAAAACCGCUAACCUCCCACACCUGCCUCUCACCCAAGACCUGGCCGACCCCCGGCCGGCCAAGCAUGUUGGGGGCCGAGCCCGCCUGGGUCUGUGGAUGAAGACGCAGGAGGCUUCUCUGGGGCCGGGGUCCCGGUCCCGCUCCCCCCCAGCUAAUGAGGGCCAGCUCCCCGGCCCUGGGCCGCCCUCUGCCCUUCCUGGCCCUCGCCCUCGCCGCCGGGCAGGCCCUGCCAGGGCCAGGACCCCGCCCUGUCCCCCGGAGCUGGUGCAGAGGGGCAGGAGCAGAGGUGGGUGGUGGGUCCAAACGGGCUGGGUUUUGCUUUUAAAAUCCUUCCCUUCCUCUCUCCCUUUCUGCCUCUCUCCCUUUCUCGCCCUCCCUCUUUUCCUCCCUUUCCCCUCUCUCUACCCCCUCUUUUCACCUCCCCUCUCUCCAUCCCUGAGCCUGCACCCUACUCUUUUGCUCCCCAUUCUCUCCCCUGAGCCCGCUUUCCUCUCUCCCAUGCCCCAGCACCCCUCACCUUUCCCUUUGGCGGAGCGGUCAGCCAGCAUGGGCGGUUCAGGCACGUGAGAUGCGAGAUGAGCAAUUAAUUGUGGGAAUCCAGUGAUGCAGAGGGCAGUCUGGGGAAGGGGGAGCCGGCGGAGACCCCGCCGGACCGUCCUUUCCCAACCAGCAUCGGCUCAUCACCCCCAAACCCAUCUGAAAGGGAGCAGCGAGACAGAGAGGGUGUUGGACUUGCGCUGGGCUGUCCACUCGAGCGGGGCCAGGCCGCCGCCCAGAGCCGCCCCUAGAGUCCGGGGGCAUGGCCGGGCGCAUGGCGCGGCCCCUGGACCACCAGGCUGAAGGCCGCUGCCGUGUCCUAGGCAGUGAGCGAGCCUGGCCCCCCGAGCCAGCCCGGCCGUGAGCCACUCCCAGAGUGAGCCCACCCCCCCCCCCCCCCUUGGGGUGUGUGUGCGGGGGGCUGUUGGAGGCGUUUCUUGGUGCACCGUGGGGUCCGGCAGGCCAGUGUCCGGCCUAGGCAGAGGGGCAGGGGUCCUCCGGCCCGCCCUGAGAUCCGAGAAAGUUACCUGUGAACCGUAGCCGCCCCCAACCCCAAUCCCCUGGCAAAUCUCCCCCAGCCCCAGAGUCUAACAAGGCGGCCCUCGGCCCCCUGGGGGAUCUGCCCACGGCCACUGGGGAAGACCCAGCCAAGCCCUUCUCAAUUGCACUGUUGCAGGCGCAGAGCCUGCUCGUCCUUUUUAACUUCGACCAGCCGGCGCCGUCCCCCUCCAGGCCCCACCGCGCUCCCAAGCCGGUCUACGGCCUCCCUGCGGUCGAGGGGGCAGCCCAGGCCACCAGAACAGAAACAUGACAUUCUGCUUCCCUUCUAACCAUUUCCCCCUCUAACCGUGUAACCACGCUGGUGAAUCCUUAACUCAGAGCAAAGCUCAAGGAGGGGGCGGCUAAUAGCUACCCUAAGCAUUCGGCACACCCCCAUUCCGUCUUUUGCGCUUUGCCUGCUGGCUCCUGGCGUUUUUCUCUCUGUGGCCUCACCCCUAAAGUAAACUCUGCCGCGUUGCGAGUUUCGUUUAAAAUAUACACUGAUGUUCUCCCAUCUCAAAUGUUAUUGAAAUAAAAUAAUAAACGUUUAAUGGUGUUUGCA
Messenger RNA from Ornithorhynchus anatinus (platypus), 2753 nucleotides. RefSeq names its product myelin basic protein (gene MBP). Gene Ontology annotation, molecular function: structural constituent of myelin sheath. The record is from RefSeq and is a predicted model, not a curated record. Gene Ontology annotation, biological process: myelination. The transcript has 9 exons. Gene Ontology annotation, cellular component: compact myelin; cell periphery; internode region of axon. NCBI's taxonomy places the organism in Eukaryota, Metazoa, Chordata, Mammalia, Monotremata, Ornithorhynchidae. Bases 119 to 1066 code for a protein of 315 amino acids.